AUGAUAGAGACGCGACAGAUGCUUCGCGGUGGGACAACGUAUGAUCCGAUCCACGUUCUUCUCCUUGACUCAUCUAACUCAGUUCUCGGGUCCAAGAUUAUCUUCAAGGCGCAAGAUCCUUUUAAUCCGGAAUCUUGGACCGACGCGGUCCAUUUUGAGUUUGAAGGAUACGAUACGGAGCCAUUUUGGGACGAUGAUGGUAAGACAUACAUCAAUGGUGCCCACGCCUGGAAGAUCGGACCGUGGAUUCAGCAGGCGGAGGCCGAUCUCAACACCGGGAAAGUCGGCGAAUGGAGAACUAUCUGGAAUGGCACAGGCGGCAUGGCACCCGAAGGACCACAUAUCUAUCGUAAAGAUGGCUACUACUAUCUUCUGGCUGCCGAAGGCGGCACUGGGCUUGGCCAUAUGGUCACGAUGGCCCGCUCAAAGAGUAUUGGUGGUCCGUAUCAGUCAAAUCCAUUGAACCCUGUUCUGACCAACGCCAAUACUGCCAAUUAUUUUCAAACUGUCGGACACGCAGAUCUACUUCAAGAUGCCUCUGGGAAUUGGUGGUGUGUUGCCUUGGGCACGAGAUCAGGGCCAGAAUGGCGCAACUUUCCAAUGGGCCGAGAGACUGUCAUGACUUCGGUAACGUGGAACGAGGGGGGAUGGCCAUACUUUACCCCCAUCGAAGGGAAGAUGAGUGGCUGGGAGAUGCCGCUUGAGAAUCUGGAUAUUGAAGGCCCCGGCCCAUGGAUCUCACUGGGAGAAAAUGAAGGCGACGCGUUUGACUUCUCUCCGAAUUCGGCCCUUCCAGCUCACUUCACGUAUUGGCGGUAUCCGAUCGAAAGCUCAUACAUAGUUUCACCGCCUGAGAAGCCCAACAGCUUACGUCUGAUACCCUCCAAACUCAACCUCACCGCUCUAAAUGGGAACUACGCGGGUCCCGAUGGCCAGACAUUCAUUGGAAGAAGACAGCAAGACACGCUCUUCUCUUAUAGCGUCGAGCUUGACUUUCAACCAACCGAGGAGGAGGAAGAGGCCGGCGUUACGGUGUUUCUUACGCAGAACCAUCACCUCGAUCUCGGCGUUGUCUUGCUGCCCGCGAGCGCAAGUACGCAGGCCUUCCCUGGCCAGAAUUUGACGACGGGGGGAAAUCCGACUGAUCUCAAGCUUCAACUUCGGUUCCGAGCUAUGUCGUAUGUUGCUGUUCCCACUGAUAUCGUGGCACCAGUACCGGAGGACUGGCUUGAUAAACCACUCAGAUUGGAGAUUCGGGCUGUCAACAUGACACAUUACUCGUUCUCUGCUGGGCCAGCUGGGUCAGCUUUCCAGACCAAGACUCUUCUCUACGCCUCCAACGAUGCGGUUAGUUGGGGUUUCACAGGUGUAUUCCUCGGGGUGUAUUCGACUAGCAACGGGAGGACAGGAAAUACGCCUGCUUAUAUCUCAAACUGGAAUUACACCCCCGAGGUGCAGUUCAGAGAUUGA
Colletotrichum abscissum is the source of this 1470-nucleotide messenger RNA. RefSeq names its product beta-xylosidase. Lineage: Eukaryota; Fungi; Ascomycota; Sordariomycetes; Glomerellales; Glomerellaceae. Gene Ontology annotation, molecular function: hydrolase activity, hydrolyzing O-glycosyl compounds. The coding region runs from base 1 to 1470 and encodes 489 amino acids. The transcript is spliced from 8 exons. The record is from RefSeq and is a predicted model, not a curated record. Gene Ontology annotation, biological process: carbohydrate metabolic process.